This is a messenger RNA of Anolis sagrei ordinatus, 7021 nucleotides long. RefSeq names its product beta-transducin repeat containing E3 ubiquitin protein ligase (gene BTRC). The record is from RefSeq and is a predicted model, not a curated record. Gene Ontology annotation, molecular function: protein dimerization activity. NCBI's taxonomy places the organism in Eukaryota, Metazoa, Chordata, Lepidosauria, Squamata, Anolidae.
UUGCCGCUGCGCUGUCUGCGGCCUUGCACUGAGGGAAAGGAAGGGAGAGCGGGGGCGGCCUAGGCCCAGGCCUCAGGCCCGGAGCUGGCGGGGGAGCAGCGGCAGAGGAGAGGGGCGAUGGACCCGGCCGAGGCGGUGGUGCAGGAGAAGGCCCUCAAGUUCAUGCCAAGAAUACACAUGCCUAAAGAUGGAUUCCAGCUUACGUCUUCUGGAUACCAAGCAUGGCUAAAGCAGUGCUCUAUGCCCCGGUCUCUGUGGCUGGGCUGUUCCAGCCUGGCGGACAGCAUGCCCUCGCUGCGAUGCCUCUAUAACCCAGGGACUGGCUCACUCACAGCUUUCCAGAAUUCAUCUGACAAAGAAGAUUGUAACAAUGAUGAACCCCCAAGGAAGAUCAUUCCUGAGAAGAAUGCACUCAGGCAGACCUAUAACAGCUGUGCCAGACUCUGCAUAAACCAGGAAGCAGUAUGUUUAGGAAGCACCGCUAUGAAAACUGAAAACUGUGUGGCCAAAACAAAACUUGCCAAUGGCACUUCAAGCAUGAUUGUGCCCAAGCAAAGGAAGCUGUCUGCAAGCUAUGAAAAGGAAAAGGAGCUCUGCAUCAAGUAUUUUGAGCAGUGGUCAGAGUCUGACCAAGUGGAGUUUGUGGAGCAGCUCAUCUCCCAGAUGUGUCACUAUCAGCAUGGACAUAUCAACUCAUAUCUCAAGCCUAUGUUACAGAGAGACUUCAUCACAGCAUUGCCAGCUCGAGGCCUGGACCACAUUGCAGAGAAUAUCUUGUCAUACCUGGAUGCAAAAUCUUUGUGUGCUGUUGAGCUAGUAUGCAAGGAAUGGUAUCGGGUGACAUCUGAUGGCAUGCUGUGGAAGAAGCUGAUUGAGAGGAUGGUCCGGACAGACUCCUUAUGGAGGGGUUUAUCAGAACGGAGAGGAUGGGGACAAUACCUUUUUAAAAACAAGCCUCCCGAUGGGAUGGCCCCACCCAAUUCCUUCUACAGAGCACUUUAUCCCAAAAUUAUACAAGAUAUAGAGACAAUAGAAUCAAACUGGCGAUGUGGAAGGCAUAGCUUACAACGAAUCCACUGUCGAAGUGAAACGAGCAAAGGAGUUUAUUGUUUACAAUAUGAUGAUCAGAAGAUAGUGAGUGGCCUCCGGGACAACACUAUCAAGAUCUGGGACAAGAAUACAUUAGAAUGCAAGAGAAUUCUGACUGGACACACGGGGUCUGUUCUUUGCCUUCAGUAUGAUGAGCGAGUGAUCAUCACUGGAUCAUCAGAUUCCACUGUCAGGGUGUGGGACGUAAAUACGGGUGAGAUGCUAAACACGCUGAUUCAUCAUUGUGAAGCAGUACUGCACCUGCGCUUUAAUAAUGGCAUGAUGGUGACAUGUUCCAAAGAUCGUUCCAUUGCUGUGUGGGACAUGGCAUCCCCAACAGAUAUCACACUUCGCAGAGUUCUGGUCGGACACAGGGCAGCUGUCAAUGUGGUAGAUUUUGAUGACAAGUAUAUUGUGUCGGCGUCAGGUGAUAGAACUAUAAAGGUAUGGAACACAAGUACUUGUGAAUUUGUGCGUACUCUAAAUGGCCACAAGAGAGGCAUUGCAUGUCUUCAGUACAGAGAAAGACUAGUAGUCAGUGGCUCAUCAGAUAAUACAAUCAGGUUAUGGGACAUUGAGUGUGGAGCUUGCUUGCGAGUCCUAGAAGGUCAUGAAGAGCUGGUGAGAUGCAUUCGCUUUGAUAGCAAGAGGAUAGUAAGCGGAGCCUAUGAUGGGAAAAUUAAAGUGUGGGAUUUGGUGGCUGCCCUGGACCCUCGUGCCCCCGCCGGAACCCUGUGCCUGCGUACUCUUGUGGAGCACUCUGGCAGAGUUUUCCGGCUCCAGUUUGAUGAAUUUCAGAUUGUCAGCAGCUCGCAUGAUGACACCAUCCUUAUCUGGGACUUCCUCAAUGACCUGGCUACUCAAGGAGAUUCUAACCGCUCACCUUCCAGAACAUAUACUUACAUCUCUAGAUAAAUAGCACUAAACUGUACCUCACACUUACACAGGACUCAUUUAAGCUGCGAUAUUUAAACUGUCUGCCAACGCCAGGGCAAAAGAAUUACCCACAAAACAUAUUCCUGAACAGAGGCCCUCAGAUACACUUCUGGAACCAAGUUGGCAAGAGGUUGAUCUUGAACGAGUUCAUCUUAACUCGGCUGACUGCUCAAGUGCUGCUAUAUCAGAAGAUUUCGUUUAUGUUUCCUGAGUGACUGAUGUGUUAGACUUCCCCUCUUCUAUCCCACCACAUCUCCUCUCUUGUCCCGACUACAGGCAUCUUAUAAAUAUAUUUAACAUGUUGCCAUGUUUCUUGUUUUGCUCUUAAGCAGAAAAAUCGUUGCCACCCUGCGUUCUUUCAGGACACUCGCCAUUUGAUGUAUUGAUAGAAGGGGAACAGCUGGUUGAUGCCUCCACCUUUAGGGGCUUGUGUAAGCACUUCUACUUAUUUGUGGGACGGCCUUAGAGAGUGGCCAGAUUUUUGAAAAAAAGAGGCCCUGAUGGUCAGAAAUCAGUUAAAAGAUCAUGAUAAAAGUUUCAACAAUUUUAUCUAAACCUUUGCAAUUAUUCAUGUAUAUGAAAUGUUGGUCGGGAGUUGACAUCUGAUGAAUGGUUCACUUCGGUCAAAGUUUAGUACUGUAAUGGAAGAGAGGAUUAAUGGUUGUAAUGUGGCUACAUAAUGGUUCACUACAUUGGGGGUCUUGGUAAGAACAAAGUCCCUUGUUCUCCUUUGCUUCUGCCUUGAAGCACCAUGGGACCUGGAUCCUUUAUUGUAGGGAAUAGUAUGAUGCCAAUAUUGGAAGUAUCUUCAUGAACUCCCAUCAGUACUGAGUGAAUGACGUGGUCAUUCAAAUAUUUCUUGCUAACCUGAUUGUAUUGUUACUGGCAGGCUGGCUGUUGUACAAUGCCAAAAAAAAUCAGCUGGAAAGGAACUACUGAAGCAGUGAAGGCUUACGGAGAUUUCUCAUUACAAUCUGCAAGUUAUUAAGGCUAAUUAAUGCAGGAUGGGAGAACAGAGGAAAAGAAACACGGGGAAUCUUGUCUAGUGGCAAAAAAGACCAAAAACAAACCUGUCCCGUGGUACUAAGUUACCCCCACUGCCUUCAGAAGCGAUUCUGAUAAUUGUCAUGAUCUCAUGAGACUAUUAGAAAUCUUGUCUUUUGACAACAAGAUACUAACUCUUCUGUUAAGCAUUUGUUUGAGGAAGAAAGGAAACAAGAAUUAAUAUUUGAACUUAUGCUGCUAGCCAGGCAAGUUACCUCUGUAACCUGUAUAUUCUUCAUUUCUUUGGGAGUGGAAAUGGCUCAAUUUUGGCAUUUACCAAGCCAGGCUCAAUACGUUCAUAAGUUGGUGGAACUAAGGAUAAUUGGACAGCUGGUCCUGUCUGUUAGUAUUGAUUUGCAUUGAGCUCCUCUGCCCUAUCCAAGGGUAUUCAGUCUAUAUGUCAUCCACACCCAUAUCUUCACCAAAGGCAUAGUCAGCAGUAACUGUUCUUUUUGGACAGGGAUUAUGUUGAUCUAUUCAUGCACACAUGCACCUGUCUUUCUGUAAUCGUAAACAUAAGCCCUCCAGAUAUCAGAAGAUUUUACUCUGCGUAGUACACCACAUACGUUUUCUUAUAUUUGGAGACACACUUUUGCCCUUGACGCUCUUUAAUCACUAUCCCCUUAGGUCCCUGGCCUAUAGACUUUGCAGUGUUGACUCUGUACAAGACGGCAGAUCGGCUAUAGUUGGAGCAUCAACAGGUUAUUUCCGUUCUCUUGCUUGCAGGCAGAGCUGUGAGAUCAGUGCUUUCUCACCUGAAUGCUGGUGUGUGUGUGUGUGUGUCUAUUUGGUUGUGGCUGUGUCAAGCACAUUUUUUUGCAGGUGGGCUACGUUACAAGGAGUUUGGGGAUCAAAUAAGAGAUUGCUGGUGCAACCCUUCCUUGGUUAUUAUGGUCCUGAUCUUUCUUGCUGCCGUUUCUGAGCGUUUCUAAGCAAUGCUUUUGGGUUUUCUAAUCAAACAUGGUACUGAACAAUUAACUAUAGUAUGUUUUGCUUUAAAAAUUUCAAAGGAAGAAGUGGUGUUUUUUUAAUAAAAUGAAAGCCCACUAUAGGAAAAGACUACUUGAGAAAUUGAGAUCUGCUCUUUCCAUUUCUAUCCCUCUCAAGUUCGAAGAAUUUCUUUAAAAAUGGCGUUUACAGGUUUUUUCAGCCUAUUCUAUUUCUAACCAUUUAGAAAGGCUGGUGUUCACUGGAAGGCUCAAAGCCUUGUAUCUGGUUAUUUCUAUGCAUCAGUGUUUCAUAUCCUAAUGGGAUCAAUAUCCUGAAGGGAUUUGAACUGAGAGCUGGAGGAGUUUUCUUUUUUUUGUCUUCCUAGAAUACACUGAGUUCUAGAGCUUGCUUUAGAAUGAAAUGUUGACUUGGAACUGCUGAUCACAAAUAGUCCUCCUGCCUUUCACUCUGAAGUAGAGGAGUCGACAGGAAAGAAUUCACUUGCAACGCACAACUAACUCUUAAUCAUAGGAGAUGACCCUACUAUAUAAAAUGGGCGUUUCUAACAGUAAGACAGCUAAUUCUCAUAAGCUCUGUGUGUGUGUGCACAACUUAAUAUGUUGCAUAGGAAUCCUAUACCAUAAUGGUGAACACUUUUCAUGUUCCAACAAGCUGAAUGCUUGGUGACUGUUUUAUGGCUCUAUGCUUGCUUGUGAAAUGUAAAAACAGGAGAGGGUAGCAUUCUCUAUUUUGAAUUUGGAAAUAAAUAGUGGGUGUUUGGCACCUCUCAAAAAUGUUAUGAGGCUCAAACAUAUAGAGUUAACAGUCAGGAGAAAUGCCAAUCCCUGUGUUUUUUCCCACUGUUCCUUUAUACUGGGAUGAGUGAACUCUUUGCAGGAGGAAAAUCUAGUGGUUUUCUGUAAUGAAGGCCUAUCCAAGUUGCCUCCUUCUUAGCACAUCCUCCUCUAUUUGGGGAGGAAAUAUUAGACAAACUCAGAAAUGACACACAAUGUUUUCAUGGUCCCUUAUGCCCUAUAUGAUGCAUAUUAACAAUUCUAAGCUGUGCCCCAGGUUCCCAUCAAAUAGUAAUUCUCCUGAAACAGGAGACCUUCCACAUGGUAUUCCUUUGCUCCCUAAGUAGUGUUUCUGGGUGAUCUCCCUUUCGAAUGAAAUCAGUCCCACAUAUCCAGUGUGAGCUCACUGUGGUAAUGGAAGCACAAUUUUGACUGUAAGCCACCUUUCCCUAAGCAACCUCCACGAGUUUAAAUGCUGCAUGUUAGGAACUGCAUGUUCUGGGAGCAACAUCUUUGUAUUAUAAGACACACCUCUUGAUCCUGAUCUGUAACAUGGUUACUAAAUUUAUGCAUGGGUUGAACCCAUCCUCUGUAGAGCUUCCUAGUGAAAUUGCAGUUGGGCGACUCUCUAUCUGCUUUUCACAAUGGAAGCUCUCUCCAAGAUCCUGCUGCAUCCUUCCACAAAUGUAGUUACAUGUUGGAUAAGUAACUGAGGUCUGGAGAAUGUGCUUGAGUUGUUGCUCAGUUGUAUUCGGAUCCUGUAAAGUAAUGAUCAUGCCAAGAUUUAUAAGUUAGUGAUCUUUCCCACUGAUGUGGAGUAUGUCAGGAAGGGGAUAUUAGACAUCCACAUCAACCCUAUCACUGGGUGACAAAAAUAAGUCUGUUUAGAAGCUGUUACCUGGGUCAUAUUUUCCGAUCUCAAAUCACUUUUCCUGAUGCAGUAUUUGCCUGGUCUCCUUUUGUGCGUAGAAAACCCAAAUGUCAGUGUUCACAAUGAAUUAUACAAACCCAAAAAAAGUGCCCAAAUUUGCUUAAGUGUUAAUUUGCAUGCUUUGUUCUGAACUCAGUAUUUGAGUUCUUGCGUAGUAUACAAAUGUUGGGCACAGAAAGCCAACCUGUCAGAGAGACUUGAUGGUUGUGAGGGGCUGACUGUACGGGAAAGAGCAAAACAAGGCUGUGAAGAUGGACUGCAGAAACUGAUGCUCCACUGUUUGACAGAGCAUUUCACAAUUAUUCUUGCAUGCUUUCUAAUACAUUUUCACUACAACAUAGGCUAGAAACAUUUUUUAAAGUGGAAGCUGAGAUUCUCAAGGAUCUAAUGUGCAUACAUUCCUACUGUGAGUGCAGAAUUGAAAAAAAUGUGCCCUGCUUGCAUUACAUUUAAGCCAAUGAUUUCCAAACUCUGGCCCUUCAGGUGUUUUGGACUUCAGCUCCCAAGAGCCUCAGCUGCCUUGGCCAGUGAUCAGAGAUUCUGGGAGGUGAAGUCCAAAAAAUCUGGAACACCGGCAUUUGGGCAACGCUGCUCCAAGCAGAUGCUUUAUUAGAAAAAUACAGAGGAACUUUUUUUUCUGAAAUGCUUCUAAAUGCCCUGUUUUAUUUUCUACAUAUAACUGUAAUCCUACUAGCUGCUUUUAUUGUUUAACACAGAGUUUUGAACUGCAUAACUCUGUGGAAGUAAACAAGGAGCUGUAAAUUUUCACAUAUCAAAUCAUGACUGGUUGAAGUGGGAAAGAAAAAAUAGCUGCUGGUCAUACAUUGGAGUGCUGCUCAGAAUAUAACAACAAACCUUUUUGUGUCUUUAUUCUUUAAAAGGGAAUUGUCUGUUUUGCUUUUGUAUAUAAUAGUGGGAAGGGAUGCAACUUCACAAUCUGGCAAAAGAGAAUUGGUUAUGAUGACAAUUACUCUUAUCUAAUAUCUUGUUGUUCCCUUGAAAGUUUACACCCAAUAGACUACUACAUGUCUAUUGCAACUGCAGGAAGCUCGGAGAAUUGUGGGCACAGGAGGUUGAAAAGAAAAGCAUACGAUCGUAUUUGUAACUCUGCUCUCUUUGUUCUCUAGAUUCUAAAAGUAAUGAGUGCUUUGGAAUUUUUGUGAUUAUGUUCUGGUGCUGUGUCGCUAAUGUACUAAUGUUCACUUGAGCUAGGGUCAUGGUAACAAGUGUGGUUUUUUAAAAGAAAUAUUUUAACUGUUCAGAAGAUAACUUAAAUACAAAUAUAUGAAUCUCCAAA